AGCCUUCGUUAGUCAGCGGUUACCCUCUCGAACAAAAUAGUCGGCCAUUAAAAAAUGGAACUUUUCUAGAUGUCUUAGUACUAAAGAUAAUCAGGUAAUUAUAAACUUAUUACCCAAAAUGGGUCAAGGAAAAUCUAGAGAGCGUUAUGAAAAAGCAGUUCGAAAGCUAAGCUCUCUAGAACUGGCUAACCUUGAAGGCGUUUUCAACGAGAUAUCUACGAAACGCGAAGACGGUAGCAGACAUGUUGAGAUUUCCCUGGUAAAUAGACAAGACUUCGCCGAGAGAUUUCGACUGCCUGGGUUUGUGACGGAGAGAUUGUUUCAUGCCUUUGACAGAUCAGAGACUGGGACAAUUGACCUUGAAGAGUUCAUUGGUGGAAUUGCCCUCUGCCUUCAUGGCUCUGUGAGAGACAAGUGCAGAGUGUUGUUCAAGGUUUUUGAUUUGGAUGAAGAUGAUGGAGUGAGUAAGGAUGAACUUACAGCUGUUCUGUUAAGCUCUCUUGAAUCAGCUGAGAAAAUUCUUGAUAAUAUGGAAGAGCCCUCGAGUGGCUGUACAGCUGACAAUACAGACAGACUUAUUGAGACAGUCACAAAGAUUGUUGACGAGGCAUUUAAAAAAAGUCAUGUUUCAAAAAGUGGAAAGCUGUCUGCUAAGGAGUUUGAGAAUUGGUUAUACCGCACUCCACAAAUUAUGGACAAUGUUUUUGGGUGGCAAUGCCCAAGACCAGAAGAAGGCCAUUGGAUGAAUGAGCAACCUCCCCACAGUCCUACAGCAAAAAUAGGCAUUCUAGAGUCUCACUCCCCGGUAGCCACAAGCCCAUUCUCACAGCACUUAGAGUCUGAGCCCCUAGCCACACGUCAUGAUUUGCUAUCAGGCUAUCCAGAUACCAGUGAUGAGGCGCACUUGUUUGGUACAGUUCCUAUCGGGGGUGAUGCAUUUGUGGAAACCCCCUUGCCAAUUCAAGGGCAAAACCCCCAGGACUUCCUAGAACCUGUGCAGAUUUUAAGUGACUCAUUUCCAGUAGAUGAAGAUUCUGAUCAGUUUGCCCAAGACCCAAGUCUUUUCCAAGCUAGAACCUCAGUCACUGACCUGCCAAAGACUUCUCAAGAUCAAUUACAGGCUUGUCAGAAUCCCCAGGAUUCACUUCAAACACCACAAACACAGAGUCUGGAAAACCCAACUCUGGUGUCAAUCCACAAUGAUAACCAAAGCUCGGGACUGCAACAGGGUGCAGAAGUAGUGAAGUCUGAACAGCAGUAUACUUUACAGUAUAUCCAGCAACCAUACACAUCGCCACAUAUCACCCCGCACCAUCUACAGUCAGUUGGCACAACGCAAGAUGCCUUUCAAACUGUUCCAGCUACUAUAACGGGAAUUCAGAUGGUGCAGGUAUCCCAUGAUCCUUUCCUGGGGCUUCACCCUGUGAUGAAACCUACGUUCGACCUCCAUGGCCUGGAUCAUCCAAAGGAUCUGCAGCACGUCUCGUUGCCAACUACCCCAGAGAUGGAGGUUUGUGGAAAGGAGACGGAGGAGGAUCGUCGGUGCUCUGCCUGGAUUCCCUCACCACAGACCAGGCAGCUACUGGCUACUAUUGGUUCUGGCAUGAUGAGUAACAUGGAUGUGGACCAGCAGUUUCUGACAUCUCCAGGGAUAGUCAUCGAUGGACCUCAGAUUGACCCUGUCAAAGACAUGCUUCAGAGAUUUAUAAGUGAGCAAGCUGCAGAGAAGAGACAAGUUCUGACUGUUGACAGCGUCCCACUAGAUGAGUCUGGGCUCAAGGAGUUAUUGGCUGCGCAGUGCUGGAGAGCUGGGCUGGAAUUCACUGGACGAUUCCUGACGGCACAUGGUCAGGGUGUAGGUCAACAUGGUCAGCGAGCCAUGCACACUCAUAAAACAUUACAGAUGUGGUUCUGUAGAGUAGCUAUGUUGAUCAAGCUGCAGAUGUAUAGUACUGCCGAGGCGGAGCUGGAUGCGUUCAAGACCUUCGAUCAGCCUGACUUGUAUUACGAGUACUACCCAGAAACUUACCCAGCACGGAAAGGCUGCAUGGUGCCAUUCUCCCUCCGUAUCCUACACGCUGAGCUCCCCCAAUAUAUCGGGAAGCCGAAUGAAGCUCUCGAUCGCCUUUACGAGCUGAACCGAACCUGCACUCAAAUCAUCGGAAACUUGUCGGCUGGUCUUGCCGAGGAUGGCUCGGAAUGUAGCAGAACCGACGAACAAAAAAAAGCUGCGAUUGACCUUUGGAGGGGAAGAGAGCUCCGAGUUAUCUUCUCAAUUGGCAACUGCUUCUUAGCUGUGAAGGACUAUAAUCUGGCAGUUGCCAUCUUCGAGUCAAUAAAAGAUAGAGACGCGACACACAGUCUAGCUCUCAACUCAGGCAUCGGGAGAAUCUACUUACAGCUGGGUGACCUAGAGCAGGCGGAGAGCUUUUUCAAGGCAGUAGAUGCCAACUCCUCGGGUGAGCCCGAAGCGCAGGGCACGGUUGUCAUGAACAAAGGUUUCAUGGCGCUGGCGAAAGGAUCGUAUGAAGACGCACACAAGCACUUUGUCGCGGUCACUAAACUCGAUCCCGAGAACUCAGUUGCCAUCAACAAUGUCGCCGUGUGCUUGCUAUUUCUUGGAAGGUUGAAGGAGGCUCUGAGCGUACUGGAGACGGCUAUCUGGUCCAAUCCCCCGCGCAAUCUGAACGAUGGCCUUCUGUUUAACCUGUGCACUAUUUAUGAACUUGAGUCCUCCUGGAGUCUCCAGAAAAAACACAAGUUGCUAGAACUAGCUGCUCAGUAUAAAGGCGACGGAUUCAACGCGUCGUGCCUCAAAAUAGGCUGAUGGUAGAGCAAUCCCUGGUCGUCACACCGGGAUUCCUGUGGCCGUAGAUCAUCGCAAGGAAGCCUGGAAUCUGAGAGGACCAGAACUGACGCUUGAGGAUUUUGCAUAGAAAUCAGCUCAGUUCUUUAAAUUUAAAGCCUGAAUUUCGUAGGCUUUAAAACCUUAUGCAAUCAGACGUUCGUCCGUUUGAAUAACGGUGAAUUUCAAUCAAUCCUACAACUAAAUCAAAUUGAUAUAUAUUGAUAUAGUAUCAAAUAAUACAGGAGAAUGAGAAGAGGUCUCUAAGGUCUUGAUGACUUGUAAAUAGCUUAAACACCCCGAGCUUCUCUUUAACUCGAGCUUUGGAAGUAAAACUGAUAUCUUGCAUACAA
Molecule: messenger RNA, 3198 nt
Organism: Nematostella vectensis (starlet sea anemone)
Lineage: Eukaryota; Metazoa; Cnidaria; Anthozoa; Actiniaria; Edwardsiidae
Product: trafficking protein particle complex subunit 12
Exons: 16
Coding region: 119-2827 (902 amino acids)
Cellular component (GO): Golgi apparatus; TRAPP complex
Molecular function (GO): protein binding; calcium ion binding
Source: RefSeq, a predicted model, not a curated record